ACUUUGGGUAAUGCGAGUGAGUGUAUAGCUUUUCAUCACAAUAAAAAACUUGCUUCUUUUAUCAACAUUUUGAUCCCAAUUCCGUUGUCUUCUCUAUUAUCAUAAUUGGCUAAGUUUGGUACUAUUAUCAUAGUUAAUUUUCGAAUACCAUCUGUUAAAAUUAAGCUAAGAUUAAAAUACUACUUCUGAGUGUUUUGCUACAUAAUUUUUUUAUGAUGAGUGUCUAGGAAAGUUAAUUUCAUCGGAGUGACAGAAGAGUUAUGUCUAAUUCAUCAUCAAAUAGCAAGAAUCACAACAAAAAGUCGAGCAGUUCACGUGACAGAAACAAAUCUGUAGCUUCAGAGUCUGGAGGCUCCAGUCAGUGUGAUACACCACCACUUAUAGAGAAGGAUGGAGGUUCAUCCCAAGGCAGAUAUGCUGGGGUUGGUCCAGAGUCAAUUUUGUGUAUGGCGGAACAAGUGGGUGCUGAAAUCAAUCCAGAGGCAGCUUCCAGUCUUGCAGAAGAUGUCAGCUACAAGCUACGGCAAACUAUAAGUGCAAUAGCAUUACAAAGUGAAAUGCUAAAGAAGUCCCGUUUAGAUUCCUGGGAUGUGAACUCCAGUCUGACGUUAUCUGACACCAGUCCCGUUAUAGGAACCACUACCUCACAAUAUGCUGUCGUUGGGGAAGACAAAAUUUGCUUCCAAUUAGAAAACUUAAUAAAUGUGACUGAGCUGGCGCUAAAGAAUCAAACCUACUCAUACUAUACACUGCCAACAUUUACAUUGGAAUGGAUUACUGAUGAUAAGAGUCUGAGUAAUAAUAACAACAUCAGUGCCCGUUUGCAGAACUACUACACCAGAGUAGCCAGAGCAAUCCUGAAUCUCAAAAGAAAGCCCAAAGAGAUUGCCGUGGAGGACCUGACCACGAACACACGGAUUGGUCCAAUAUUUCCUAAUCUGUUCAAUCUUGCUGUGUUGGUCCUCAAUGAUGACAAUUUGAAUGCCCUGAAUGUUCCCAACAAGAAGCCACUGCAAGCCAAUGUUCUGGAUAUGGUCGACGCUCUCUGCUCCAACCCAUGUAGUUUGGACACCAAUAUACAGCAACAGUUUCAGAGACUUUUCCCAGUAAUGGUGUCGAAUAUACUUGGCAAUGGAUCACUUGCAGAAAAAAUGGUUGCCAUAUUGACGAAAAUUACGAGAACAUGGCCCCCUUUCAUAUCAAUAGGUAAAGGUAUCCUAUUCGAUUACCUGUCCCAAGGCACAAAGGAGCGGCUGACGGCGCCCAUGAUCAAAUGCGUGUUGGCGCUGGGGCGCCAGGCGUUGGUGGAAUGUCUGGGAGAGCAUUUGGAGCACAUAGACCAGUGUAUUCAUAUGCCGCGGCGGAAUCACUUGCAGUGCGAUUUGAGGGAGAGUAUAUUGGAUGCAUCAACAUGUUUGCUGAGAUCGGAACCGACUACCUACCUGGAGGACUACGUAAUGACUGACUACACCCUAUACGAAAUGCUAGGCGAUUCGAUACUGCCACGUCGGAAAUUGUACCUCGGAACAGAUAAUCGUCAAAGCGAAGACACAGUUCACGAAAAGACGCCAGACGAAGAGAAUUCCUACACGCCACGGCCAUUUAUACGGCGGUCCAAAGUCAGGCUCAUACCCGCUAGUAGCUCUCACAGAAAUCGAUUACACCGAGACACAGUAUUCGAACCAACAAGAUUCAGCGAUAAGACCAAAACUAUUAGGAUUAAAGUAAAAAAUUGUAGAUGUUUGGAUGUCCCGAACAAAAUGGAAAGACCUCAUGUACCUUUUGCGUGUCGCGCAACAAAUGUAGUCGUAGCAAGUGGACUGUUAAAUAGAUUUAGGUAUAGAUUAAGAAGUAAAACGAAUGCGUUUCCAAUGUUUCGCACGUUUCUCUUGUAAUCAUUUACGUGUAAGUGAAUUAUAUGUUUUUUAUAAUUUG
Plodia interpunctella (Indianmeal moth) is the source of this 1935-nucleotide messenger RNA. RefSeq lists its product as uncharacterized. The transcript is spliced from 9 exons. The record is from RefSeq and is a predicted model, not a curated record. Gene Ontology annotation, molecular function: RNA polymerase II general transcription initiation factor activity; protein heterodimerization activity; transcription coactivator activity. Bases 261 to 1895 code for a protein of 544 amino acids. Gene Ontology annotation, cellular component: SAGA complex; SLIK (SAGA-like) complex; transcription factor TFIID complex. NCBI's taxonomy places the organism in Eukaryota, Metazoa, Arthropoda, Insecta, Lepidoptera, Pyralidae. Gene Ontology annotation, biological process: RNA polymerase II preinitiation complex assembly; transcription initiation at RNA polymerase II promoter.